AUGAAGUUGACAAGGGAAAAUGCUGACAUGGGGGAAGAUACAGCGUGUUUGCGCACGCUGAUAUCUAUCACGACCGGUAGGCGUUCGGGGAAUUACCUUGAAGAGAUAUUGCUCUUCGAGGAGCAAAUCUUAUCAAUGCUGGUCAGCGGGGAGGUAAAAAAAACCAUAUUCAAGAUCCAGAGUGAUCAGACAGUACUUUUGGAGGUGCAAAGCAUCUUCGGGCACACGUCACAGUGCAGCCUCCAUGAUUGCAGCGGCUACCUUUUUAAGGCAUGGUCAGGAGACGGUGAAAGGAAAGCCGAUCGUGCGACCGUCUGCCUACAGUUCGGCGAUUUAUACGUGAUCAAGUACGGGUGCAAAACACCCGUUGGAAAAUCAUUUGAUGAGACGUUGCGCCGCGGGGCUACGAGCUCCGUUAACAUAAAAAAUGUCGCAGGUGGAAAGAAACUGAUGAGGUAG
This is a messenger RNA of Cylicocyclus nassatus, 459 nucleotides long. NCBI's taxonomy places the organism in Eukaryota, Metazoa, Nematoda, Chromadorea, Rhabditida, Strongylidae. The record is from the annotation of a GenBank genome assembly.